This is a messenger RNA of Calidris pugnax (ruff), 1349 nucleotides long. RefSeq names its product protein ADP-ribosylarginine hydrolase-like. Lineage: Eukaryota; Metazoa; Chordata; Aves; Charadriiformes; Scolopacidae. The record is from RefSeq and is a predicted model, not a curated record. The transcript has 7 exons. Bases 92 to 1171 code for a protein of 359 amino acids.
CUGGCCCCUGGGGUGUCAUCCACCUUAAGGGCCUCCGGCCAGUACUGGCCCUGUGCCCUGGAACUGAUGGGCAUCCCCAGCUGCCACUGCAAUGGAGGAGAUGGUGCCUCCCCCGGUGGAAGCCUACGAAGCGGCGAUGGUGCUGAGUGGGGUGGGGGACGCGCUGGGGUACCGGGGAGCUCGUUGGGAAUACUGCACCUCAGGAUCCCAGAUCCACGCCGAGCUGGCUGAGCUGGGGGGGCUGGAGACCAUCUCCCUUGAGCCCCCCGAGUGGCCUGUCAGUGAUGACACCGUCCUCCACCUCGCCACUGCUGAGGGCCUCGCCACAGGCCUGGAGGGGGAACCCCUCCUGCAGGAGCUGGCUCGCCGCUACGUGGCCGCCAUGGGUGACAUGGAGGGUCGCAAGCCAGGGCCCACCAGCAUCCUGGGCACUUCGCAGCUGCGGCCAGGGGAGCCCGAGGGCUAUCGCAUCCCCUUCAACCCCAAAGGCACCGGCUGUGGGGCCGCUAUGCGCAGCCUGGCCAUCGGCCUCAGGUACCCACGGGCCUCGGAGCUGCCGACGCUGAUCCGAGUGAGCAUCGAGAGUGGGCGCAUGACCCACCACCAUCCCACCGGGUACCUCGGGGCGCUGGCCGUGGCCCUCUUUGGGGCACUGGGGGCUCGGGGUGAGCCCCCGGAGCGCUGGGGGGCCGAGCUGCUGCGGGUCCUGCCCCUUGCCUGGGAGUACGUGGAAAGCACUGGGGUGGCCGUUGGGGACAACGCUGCUGCCUGGCCCUUCUUCGGGGAUGCCUGGCACCGGUACCUGGAAUCCCGGGGGCUUCUGGAGGGUGGUGGCCCACCCAAGGUGCCACCCCUUCCAUCGCCGGCUGAGCGGGACGCAGUGUACCUGGGCUGGGCACUGGACGGAUGGGCAGGGCGCAGUGGUCACGACGCACCCAUGGUGGCCCUGGAGGCCCUGCUGGCUGCUGGCAGCUCCUGGGAGGACCUAUGUGCCAGGGGAGUGCUGCAUGGUGGGGACAGCGACUCCACAGGGACCAUCGCCGCAGGGUGCUGGGGGCUGCAGAGGGGGCUGAAGCCCGUUUCCCCCGGGCUGCACCGCGGCCUCGAGUACCGCGGGCGGCUGCGUGAUGCUGCCCACCGCCUCCAUGCACUGGCCUGGGGCACAAGCUGAGCCCCCCAUGUCCCCAGUGUCACCUGCUGUCCCCCUGCCGAGAAAGGCUCUGUGGGUCCUCGGGGUGCAGCAGGGACCCUCAUGGGGUGCUGGCGGGCUCAGGAGCAUCCUUGAGGAUCAGCAGGAGACCCCAGAACCCCCCCAAGGAGUUCCAGUCACUCACCUAGUAAAAAAGCAA